UUUUUGCCCUCUGGGAAGUCUCUGUGUGUAAUUUAAGUUAACUAGGAAGGAUAUGGUUAAAGCACAGCAGAAUGUGGAAGAUUAAAAGUUAAUAGGUAAAGGACACGUCACAAACUCACUGCACCUUAUGUAUUAGGGAGGGGGAGGGGGGUUAUAACCGAUGCCUGAGAUACAUGAACUGUCAGUUUCAUUUCUUUUCUCUCCCAGUCAGUGAUGGCGGCUGCUGAUCUGAGAGUUGAGUUGACCUGCUCCAUCUGCCAGGAAAUUUAUACUGAUCCUGUAUCCCUGCCAUGUGGGCACAACUUCUGCCAGGGCUGCAUUGGGAAAGCAUGGGACUGGCAGAAGAGCAUAGUGGAAGAUCCUUCUUGCCCUCAAUGUAGACAGAGAUACAGGAGACAACCUGAACUAAAAAGGAACCUGACACUGCAGAACAUAGCAGAGCGAUUCCUUCCUACUGACCCAGAGCAGGAUGGGACCGGGAUCUCAGGGGACAUGAAAUGCUCCACACAUGAUAAGUCCCUGGAGUAUUACUGCUGUGAGGAUGGUGCCUGUGUCUGUGUGUCCUGCUGCCUGGCUGGGAAGCACAGGGGCCACAGGGUGGAGCUGCUGAGUGAGGCCUCUAAGAAGAAGAAAGAGAAACUGAGGAAAGCUCUGGAAAAACUGAGGCCAGACAGAGAGGAGACCGAGAGAGGAGUCCAGAGACUACAGGACCUCAGGAAAGACUGGCUGCCAAUAAGUGCAGUCAGUGCGACAGAGAGAAUCACUGCCCUGUUUAGAGACAUCAGGGAACAGUUGGAAACCCUAGAAAAGCAACUACUGAGUGACAUCUCCAACCAGAAAGAGGAGCUUUCCCUCAAACUCUCUGAUCUAAUGGAGCAGCUGGAAAUAAAGAAGGAUGAGCUGUCCAGCAAGAUCUGUCACAUUGAGGAGCUGUGCAACAUGGCAAAUCCACUCACUGUCCUACAGGAACAGAAAUUCGAUGCCUUUUGUAGGGCUGAGGGGGCAGAUAAUGAGGGGGGCAGAGAGAGAGAUGAUAUAAAGGACCCUUCUAUAGUGGAUCUGGAUGAGGAUCUGAUCUCAAAGACAUUACUUACAGGCUUAGCUGGGAUUGUGACUGGGGUAGAGGAAAGUAUCUAUGGGCAGAAGGCUACAGACCUUGUACUUAAUAUAAAAACGGCACAUAAUCAUGUAUCUGUAUCAGGGGACAGGAAAUCUGCUUCCUACUCACAUGGACCAUGGGGUUACCCACAAUCCCCAAGGAGAUUUCAGCAUUAUCCUCAGGCUUUAAGCAGCAGAGUUUUUCGCUCAGGACGACAUUACUGGGAAGUGGAGGUCAGUGAAUCAGGGUACUGGGAGGUAGGGGUGGCCUAUCUCAGUAUUAAGAGGAAAGGUUAUCAGUCUGGCAUUGGGAAUAGUAACAGGUCCUGGAGUUUGUACAUGGAAGAUAAUAACAGAUAUUCAGUGAGACAUGACAAUAAAUACACAGAUUUACCCCACGUCCCUUCCUGCGGGAUAAUCAGGAUCUCACUGGACUUUGAGGCUGGAAGUCUGUCCUUUUAUGAGCUGAGUGAGCCAAUCAGACACUUAUGCACCUUCACUGCCAAAUUCACUGAGCCCCUUCAUGCUGCAUUCGGGGUAACGGGGGAUAAUGCCUGGCUGAGAAUCAUUAUUUAG
Messenger RNA from Xenopus laevis (African clawed frog), 1674 nucleotides. Its product is annotated as E3 ubiquitin/ISG15 ligase TRIM25. The transcript has a single exon. NCBI's taxonomy places the organism in Eukaryota, Metazoa, Chordata, Amphibia, Anura, Pipidae. Bases 214 to 1674 code for a protein of 486 amino acids. The record is from RefSeq and is a predicted model, not a curated record.